CAUUGCCUCUAUCCUAGUUGAGGGGUGCGUGACUCCAGUACAAGAUAACAGUGCUGGUUGUUCAGCGCCUUCUUCGUGGGUCGUGUGAGCGAUGAUCGCCAGGGAUUUUCCGAGCAUUUUGGACACCACAUUUUCGGUACCAUUGUUGAGCGCCGCGAUAGGGUCGGCAUCCACAUCCCGGUUGAGGUGAUGUGAUGGCUUGAAUGAAAGCUGGGAGCCGUGGCGUGACUGUGGUAGUUGUUGCGGCUGCCGACAAGACGUUUGGGAGACGAUGUGGGGUGUUGUCCCAAAUUUGGAAUUUGGGACAACCCCUGUUGGGGUCGCCGUGCCCCCUUGCGAGGGUGUAUCUCGGCAACCACGUGCCGGUCGAGGCGAUGUGAUGGCUUGAAUGAAAGCUGGGAGCCGUGGCAUGACUGCGGUAGUUGUUGCGGCUGCCGGCGAGACGCUUGGGAGACGAUGUGGGGUGUUGUCCCAAAUUUGGAAUUUGGGACAACCCCUGUUGGGGUCGCCGUGCCCCCUUGCGAGGGUGUAUCUCGGCAACCACGUGCCGGUCGAGGCGAUGUGAUGGCUUGAAUGAAAGCUGGGAGCCGUGGCAUGACUGCGGUAGUUGUUGCGGCUGCCGGCGAGACGCUUGGGAGACGAUGUGGGGUGUUGUCCCAAAUUUGGAAUUUGGGACAACCCCUGUUGGGGUCGCCGUGCCCCCUUGCGAGGGUGUAUCUCGGCAACCACAUGUCGGUCGAGGCUAUGUAAGGGCUUGAAUGAAAGCUGGGAGCCGGUCAACUUCAUCUCAGGCCCUUUCCCAUCUUGGCGGGGCGUGGGCAUCGAUGUAAUGACGCGGAUAUGUACAGGACACCUCCCAAUAAUCCUGCGGUGCCCCUUGGGAGGGCAUAUCGCCGCAUAUACAGGUCGGGUUGUUGGUUCGGUCCCCCCGCACGCUGUGUGUUCUUCCUGCCCUAAUCAUUUCGAAAUAGAGGAAAGUUGUCUGCCGAUGUAUCGCUUGAUUAAACCGCUUUCAUAACCCGGCACGUUAUGCCCGCCCGGCCUGUAACCCCCCCACGUUAUCCCAUAUAAUAACCCCUCGUUGGCCGGAGGUUACACAACGCUCCUCCCGUACAACCGUGCCCACUGGCCACCUGUGCAAGCACACACGAGCACCAGAUCGUUUGCACACACUGAUUAGAAAAGGGCAUGCCUCGACAUAGAGUAGAUGUCCCUAUUGAAGCCCCAGAGCCAGUUAAGCCCCACAUUUUUCGUAACCGUCAUAACUUUCCGCCACAUACAUGGAACUCCAUUUGUUUUUUUAUAUUUUUCUUAAUAUGACACAACGAGUCCAUCUCUAUCAUAGAAAAGAGUCAGAAAUAGAUUAACAAUGGAAUCAUAGCGUCAGAGAAAACUACCUGUGUGUCUACGAUUUCCCAGACAGCAUAUAGGGACAUCUCCCCUGUGGGUAACAGGCUCAACAAAUCAGUUUGGUAGCUGUCUUGUGUGUCUCAUAUAUGUUAUGUUGGGAAGGUGCAGACGAAAGGUGUUGGGUACUGUUGGGUAGUCGGGCGUUUUGUGUGUCGCACCCUAUUAGUUCUAACACAUGCAAUCUCCAUCAGUUUACAAACAUAUUCUCAGUUUGGUAUGCAUAUGUGCGGAGUAUGUGCGGCUGAUGUGCCAUCUCUAUCAUAGAAA
Messenger RNA from Ectocarpus sp. CCAP 1310/34, 1677 nucleotides. NCBI's taxonomy places the organism in Eukaryota, Phaeophyceae, Ectocarpales, Ectocarpaceae. The record is from the annotation of a GenBank genome assembly.